CAGAGUAUGUGGGUCAGGAUUUGUAGAAAGAUGUCUCUGUGUCGGUAACUCCAGACGACAUCUGAUGGGCCUAGGCUGGCAGCUUAACUGUGAUGUUGACAUGUGGAAAAUCACAGCUAAAUCACUUCACUGCAAGUCUGUCUCGUCUUGUGUAGCAAAAUUUCCUGAUAUUCUCCAGAUGUCUUGCUGAAUUUCUCGAAUAAAUGAUCAUGCUACGCGUUUAUGGAGGAGAACAAUUAUUCCCUCACUCUCUCUGCCUCUCUAUCACUCUCUUUCUUAAUAACUCUCUCUCUCCCCCUCUCCCUUUCUUUCCCUCCAUACUGAAAUAGGAGCCAGCUCUAUUUACUUGUCUCCUGUGAGGCCGGCCCUUGUGGGCCCAUCAGACUUGUGGAAUGUUCCUCUUUUGUCGCCCUUUGUCAGGCCGUUGUCAUUACUGUGCAGGUGGAUAGUGUGAGCGGGGGGGGCGUCAAAGGACUGCAUGAGGUGUGUGUGUGUGUGUUUUAGUGCUACUCCCCCAGGCAGCACAGCUGAGAGAGUGGGAGGGGCCAGCUUCCAGGCCUGGUGCGAGAGCAGGGCUGAGAGGCAGAACAGUCCGAGGAGGGAGUCUCUAAGCGUGUGUGUGUGAGAGAGCGAGAGACAGAGACAGAGCAGGGAGCUCCGUGAAACUACUCGACCCAAGGCUUUCCUCCAUGGGACAUACUGGCUGUGGGCCUCUCUCUGGGAUUUGCAGUCGUGAGGAGGCUUCUGCCCACCGCUGUUGACCAUGCAAGGCAGGGCGGGCAAGGCUCCUAAGAAGGAGCUGGUCAUCGAGUCCCCUCAGCAGUACAAGAGCUUGGCGGGCGCCGAGGCGGAGGGGGAGGCCACGCCACAGGUGGCGGUGAAGCCUAAGGUGAUCGAGCCGCUGGACUAUGAGAAUGUGCUGGUGCAGAGGAAGACUCAGAUCCUCAGUGAUGCCCUGCGCGACAUGCUGCAGUUCCCCCUGGAAGACUUCCAGAUCUCGACUCUGAGACGCCAAGGAAGAACUCUCCACCCGACGGUGCCGGAGAACGCCGAGAAGGAGGCGCAGAGUCUGUUUGUCCAAGAGUGCAUAAAGACGUACAACUCGGACUGGCAUGUGGUCAAUUACAAGUAUGAGGACUAUUCUGGAGACUUCCGGCAGCUUCCAAACAAAGCGUCCCGUCCAGACAAACUUGCGGUGCAUGUUUUCGAAGUGGAUGAAGAAGUGGACAAAGAUGAGGACACGGCUUCGCUGGGCUCCCAGAAGGGAGGGAUCUCCAAGCAUGGCUGGCUGUACAAGGGCAACAUGAACAGCGCCAUCAGUGUCACCAUGCGGUCUUUUAAAAGGAGGUAUUUCCACCUGACCCAGCUAGGGGACGGUUCCUACAACCUCAACUUCUACAAGGACGAGAAGAUCUCCAAGGAACCCAAAGGAACCAUCUUCCUCGACUCCUGUAUGGGAGUGGUUCAGGAGGAAGUGCUCACUCGGCCUGGAAUAACAGCCAGGAGGUCUGAAGCAUGGCUCGUGUUGUUGCUGCUUUAUUGAACUCCCACUCCUGACUCCCGGAAUGAUUUAAAUGGCCACUCUGGCGGGAGGGGUUCUGUCCACAACCGUGGAACGACUCCUGCCUCCCCAGACCAAAACAUCCUGGAUGUUUACACUAAUCAUCUCAGCGUCCUCGCCUGUGGGUGUAGGAGAGGGGGGCGGCUCAGGCAGUCAUAGUCAGUACGCAGUGAGAUGUAUUCAUGUGGCAGACUCCUUUAUAUAAAGCAAAGUCCCCGGGGUGCGAGGGGAUUUGGACCAGUAAUGUCUUGAUCCAGAGUCAAAUGCUCCAUCGCCGAGCCAUACCCAUUCCCCUAGUGUGGAGUUUGACUGCAUCUCUGUUUGCGGAUGGUGCUGGCUGCCUGCCAUAGAGACCCGAGGGAGCUCUGCUGACAUUGUGACUUCACUCUUCCUGGUUGAUUAGGGGGUCAAGGGUCACGCCUCCCAGUGUGGACCCAGAGCUGUGGCGAGCACUCCAGACGGCCCCUUUAGAAGCUGCCUUUCCUGGCAAGACUGCGCUCGUAGUUACGCACAUGGAAACUCUUUUUCCUCUCUGUUUGUCUCUCUCUCUCUGUCUUUCAGACUCUGUCUCUCUUCUUCCCUCCAUCCCUC
Molecule: messenger RNA, 2152 nt
Organism: Hypomesus transpacificus
Lineage: Eukaryota; Metazoa; Chordata; Actinopteri; Osmeriformes; Osmeridae
Product: dedicator of cytokinesis protein 9-like
Biological process (GO): small GTPase-mediated signal transduction; positive regulation of GTPase activity
Molecular function (GO): guanyl-nucleotide exchange factor activity
Source: RefSeq, a predicted model, not a curated record